Cylicocyclus nassatus is the source of this 3099-nucleotide messenger RNA. NCBI's taxonomy places the organism in Eukaryota, Metazoa, Nematoda, Chromadorea, Rhabditida, Strongylidae. The record is from the annotation of a GenBank genome assembly.
AGAACACUAUCUUCGAGAUGGGCCUCAAUGUUGACCGGCUAAGACCAUCACAGCCAUUGUCACUUCGGAACGGCGGAAAUGGAUUUUUUGGCGGCUUGCGAAAGUUUGUGCUGUCGUGGAAUGGUCUGUUCUUGAUUGUUUUUAUAGUCGCUGCAGUCCUUUCUGUGACUCUAACCGUCGUUUUUACUUCCAAUUCACCGAAGAAAUAUGAAGGCCCAAGAAUUAUGCAUUUAUCGAUGUACCUGGGAGAUGAACAAGAAAAGAAGCAGUUUUCUAGAUCACAUCCGCUUGUUUUGAAAGCAAACGACAAGGAAUGUAGCCUCCGAAAGAAUGUUGAUAAUUCAAGAAAAGCCAUUGAACAGCUUGUGAAGACUAAUUCCGAGCAGCAGUAUAGCUUCAUACUGUAUGGCGAUGAAAUACGAUAUAUUGGACCAUUUGAAGCCAGUGAUGUCUUGGAUAAGAUGGGAUCUAUUAGGACAGAACGUCAAAACAGUUCAAGUUUUAAUCAAGUUGGCGCCAUUAAAAAGUUUCAACAAGUAAAGGGUAAAAAGGAUAUCUUGGUGCACUUCAUUCCAUGCGACUUUGAAUACUCAGCAAAAAAUAAUGAAACGCUGCUGUUUACUGAAAUAAUGAAAAAUAUUGGCAAGACAACUCUCGUGUCAAACACAGUGAAUGCAACGGUAGUGGCUACAGCCUUCAAUAUCAGAAAGGAAGAUAUGAAAGACAUGGUUAUCGGUAAGGAUCAGGAUAUCGCUGAAAGGAUCAAGGAUAUAGGAGAUUUACCACAUGAAGAAGUGGCAUCAACCGCAAGGACUACUACCCAGUCAUUAACAACUUCUAUAGCCACGAGAGAGCAUACCACAACUUCAAUGACCACCACAACAACAUCAGCUUGGACAACUACUUGUGCAGAAACGGUGACAACGGAAUGUGUGUGUACAACUAUAAAUCCCUGCACAACUACGACACCGACAACUACUACCACCACUACUCCUACAACAACAACAACCCCGACCACUACAACAACAACACCUACUACAACAACCACUACAACCACCACGACGACGCCUACUACCACUACAACAACGCCUUCGACUACAACAACUACCCCCACUACAACUACUACGACGACACCUACAACCACAACAACGACACCAACCACUACUACUACAACGACAACGACAACAACUACCACAACAACGCCUACAACCACCACAACAACUCCGACCACUACAACAACGCCUACUACAACAACAACAACCCCGACUACAACUACUACGACAACACCUACAACCACAACGACGACACCAACCACUACCACAACACCUACUACAACAACCACCACAACCACCACGACGACGCCUACCACGACAACUACAACUCCAACUACUACCACCACCACAACAACAACACCUACAACAACGACGACCCUGACCACCACUACAACAACGCCUACAACAACAACAACAACAACUCCAACUACUACUACAACAACACCAACGACAACGACAACUACCACAACAACGCCUACAACAACAACAACAACUCCAACUACUACUACAACAACACCAACGACAACGACAACUACCACAACAACGCCUACAACCACAACAACAACUUCAACCACUACAACAACGCCUACUACAACGACAACAACCCCGACUACUACAACAACAACCCCGACUACGACGACCACCACCACAACAACGCCUACAACCACAACAACAACCCCGACUACGACGACCACCACCACGACAACGCCUACAACCACAACAACAACUCCAACCACUACAACAACGCCUACUACAACGACAACAACACCGACUACUACAACAACAACUCCAACGACAACAACCACCACCACAACGACGCCUACAACAACAUCGACCACUACUACGACUUCUACGACCACGACAACGCCUACAACCACAACAACAACUCCAACCACUACAACAACAACGCCUACUACGACGACAACUACCACUACGACAACACCUACGACAACAACAACGACACCAACUACUACUACAACAACUCCCACAACAACAACUCCAACUACUACUACAACAACGCCCACUACAACGACAACCACCACCACGACAACACCUACGACAACAACUACAACACCAACUACUACUACAACAACUCCCACAACAACAACAACUCGAACUACUACUACAACAAUGCCGACAACAACCACGUGGAUAUCAACUACUACAACUCCAGAAGCUACAACGACAUGCAAACGUACAAGCGAAUGUCCUUGCACAGUAGUGACUGUGUGUUACACUGAACCCACAACAACAAUGACAACACCUACAACGACUACUGCUGAUGUUACGACAACACCUACAACGACUACUGCUGAUGUUACGAAGACAAAGGAUGUUACACAGAUAUUCAUGCGUGUUCCCAGUAUUAACCCAGCCUUCAACAAAAAGUGUCCGAAUAAUCAAAUCAUUGAGGACUUCGUAAGAGACUCUUUUUUGCUAAAGCAUAACGCACUCAGGGAAGAACUUGCUCAAGGACUUGUUACUAUGAGGAACGGUACUGUUGCUCAAACAGCCACGCGGAUGAAUCGCCUCACAUAUGACUGCGGUGCUGAAAAAAGUGCUUAUGAUUGGGCAAGCAAAUGUACGGACAGAGACUCGACACAAACUACAUACAGUGAAAAUAGAUAUACAAUAAAUGACACCAGCGUGACAGUCGCGGCGGCGGCAUACGAAAGCGUUUCCAUGUGGUGGAAAGAAGUUGAAAACGCCAACAUGCAGCAAAUGCCAGGACAAUUAAACCUGUACUACAGCCACCUUAACUUGCGCCAUUUUGCCAAAAUAGCAUGGGACACACAGAGGACACUUGGCUGCGCUGUGGUGGAGUGCUCAGAUUUCGUCAAUGUUGUUUGUCAUUACAGCGGAGCCAACAUUGCCGAAGGUUCACCUAUCUAUGAAAUGGGGCCGCCGUGCGCAGGUUGUGUCCAUCAAGGGACACCGACAUGUGUCAGUGGACUGUGCAAACUCGACUGAAUUCUACUCUCGAUCAAAAUUCAAAAUGUAGCAUGCCUUUACAAGUUUAUAUAAAGAAUUCAUCGCAUGAUUGUCA